AUGGAUUAUCGGAAACCGUUGCGGCAGGAUCCGGUGAAUGAUGCCCGAUUCUACGAGAGCCUCAUCAAACCGCCGCAUUUGAGAAGCCCUGAGGAUAUCCGAAACGUCUACGAGCAACUACGGCAACUCGACACAUUCAGCAAUUUGUAUAAUGCGCCUUUAAAGGCGAUUUGCGCAUCGGCGAGAUAUGAGCGACAUCCAGCGCAUUUCAUAUUGUUCCGAGACGGCGAGAUCGCCUCGUGCUGGUUCAUUCUUCUCUCCGGCUCGGUGUUCAUCGAAAACCACAUUUAUCUUCCCUAUGCCUGCUUCGGCAAACGCAACGGACUCAAUUAUCGGCGAACACACGACUGUAUGCUGUUGCAAGAAUCGGAAAUGAUUGUGAUUGAUUAUCCGGAAGUGAACGGCGGCGCGCCGGGUGCAAGUUCGCCUCGAAUACCGGCGAGAAUGUCGACGAGCGUCUCGUCAGCGGCUGACUAUCACCACCAACAUCAUCAGCAGCAGCAGCAGAAAUUGCCGCGAAAAUCGGUGCCCAACGCGGAUUCUAUUGCUAUGCCACCGCCACCAGUUCCACCGCGACCACUUCGCCUACCGCCGACGGUGUCGAAGGGUCCCGCGCCGUUGCCGCCUCGCGGCCUACCGCGAACCUAUCCGAUGGAUUUCCCUGUCGAUGUUCCGACGACAUCGACGACCGCUGCCGUCUAUUCCGGCUCGGACCAUCGAAGUCAGGUGUAUUUGAAUGGCUCGACGGCCGAUGAUGAGACGACGCUGGUGCGUGUGAAGCAUCGACGCGAGAAGAGCAACUCGAUUGGCGGAAUGGCGGCGGGCGCGGCUCGCCGCCUCCGCGGACGCAGCACGGCCUCGUCGACGACGACCGACGGCGAGACGGCGUCGAACGACGGCGGCGAGACCGACGACGAGGAGGGCUCGAUGCCGUCGCAGGAGAGCAGCAGCGGCGGAUUCGUCGAUCUUCGCGAUUCGGUUCGCGAGUGUUUAGAGAAGGAGCCCGCCGAGAGGAAUUCCGAAGAUCUCGCGGUUCUCAUGGAUUUCAUGCAACACAUGUCGGCAUUUGCCGCGCUGCCGAUGUCGAUCAAACGACAAUUGUGCCUAAAAAUGGUGUUCGCCGUUGUGAACGAGGCGGGCACCGUCGUGCUCGGCCAUAAUGAGCGUCUCGACUCGUGGUCUGUGAUCGUGAACGGAUGCGUCGAGGUGGUGAAGCCGAACGGCGAACGCGUCGAAUACAAAUUGGGCGACUCGUUUGGCGCCGAGCCAAUCCCCGCCCCCCAAUAUCACAUUGGCGAAAUGUGCACCAUGGUCGAUGAUUGCGAGUUUGUGCUCGUUGAGCAUCGAGAGUUCUGCCAAAUCAUGUCGACGAUCGGCGAGCACAUCGAGAAGGAUCGCGACGAUCUGACCGGCGAGAUUCUGUCGGAAAUGGAGCGUCGAACCGUCGGCGCACACACGGGCCAAAUUCUGCUGAAAGGCAAACCCGACAAACUCAUUCAGCACAUGGUCGACGAGCGCGAUCACAACGUCGAUCCGCACUACGUCGACGAUUUUCUACUCACCUAUCGCGUCUUCAUUCGCGAUCCGACGACGAUCUUUGAGAAGCUGAUGUUGUGGUUCGCCGACGCGGUGUAUCGCGACAAAGUCGCCCGCAUCGUUCUCCUCUGGGUCAACAACCAUUUCAACGAUUUCGAGACGAACGACGAGAUGUGGAAGCUGCUCGAACGCUUCGAAGGCGCCCUCGAGCGCGACGGAAUGCACUCGCAAUUGUCGCUUCUGAACAUCGCGUGCUCGGUGAAGGCGAAACCGCGAGCGUUGGUGAUGGCGCGCAAAAAAGACGACGCGAUGAUGAUGAGAAUCGUCGGCGGCAAAGACGUCAAUCAGCCGGUGUUUGUCGCCGAGGUGUUUCCGGACACGCCGGCCGCCGCCGAGGGUCUGAAGCGAGCCGAUGAGAUGAUCGAGAUCAAUCAGCAAUCGGCCAAAUAUCUCACUGUUGGCAAAGCGCAGGAAAUGUUGCUCGGAACUCUCAAUCUCAAUCUUCUCGUCAAAAACAAUAUUCUCGGAUUCAAAGAAGUUGUGGGAAAAAAGGAGCACCGCGAUUCGAAUGGCCGCUUACGGAAUGGCGGCCAACGUCAUCCGACGCCGAUGGUGAUACCUGUGCAUAAGACGAGUCUGGCGUCGAGUAAGACGACGAUCAAAUCGAACGGAAGUGGCGGCAGCAAAUCGAGUAUGAUGGACAAACUGAUGACGAUAUUGAAGGCGAACAAGGACGACGGCGAUUUCGCCGACGAGGCGAGAAUCAUGACCGCUUCCGAAUUGCGGCCGAGUCGAUCGAAUCCCGACAUCACGUCGAUAUCGCAAUACUACGGACCAGUGAGAAGCGAAUGUCCCGAGCAUGUUUUGAAGAUUUAUAGAAACGAUCAGACAUUCAAAUAUCUGCCGGUUUACAAGGAGACGUCGGCGCGGAACGUGGUGCAGCUGGCGCUUCAAGAGUUCAACAUGACCGCCGAAGGCAGUCCGGAAUGGUCGUUGUGCGAAUGCACGGUCACCAUCGACGGUGUGAUCAAGCAGCGACGAUUGCCGCCGCAAUUGGAGAAUCUCGCCGAGCGAAUCGCGUUGAAUAGCAGGUACUAUUUGAAGAACAACAGCCGUUCGGAGCCGUUGGUGCCCGAUGAGCUGGCGCCGGAGAUUCUCAAAGAGGCGCAGACGCACCUGUUGAAUUUGAACGCGCAAGUCGUCGCCGCGCAACUCACCCUUCAGGAUUUCGCCGUCUUCUCCGCCAUCGAGCCGACCGAGUUCGUCGAUGAUCUGUUCCGAUUGCAUUCAAAGUAUGGCUCGCCGAGACUUGAAGAGUUUGAGCAGUUGUUCAACAAAGAGAUGUGGUGGGUUGCCACUGAGAUUUGCAUGGAGCGAAAUGUGCAGAAACGCGCGAAACUCAUCAAGAAGUUUAUCAAAAUUGCGAGAUAUUGCCGCGAUUUGCGCAACUUCAAUUCGAUGUUCGCCAUCAUGUCGGGUUUGGACAAGCCGGCGGUUCGACGCCUCCACUCGAGUUGGGAGCGCGUCUCGAGCAAAUACAUUCGAAUGCUCGACGAGAUCCAUCAGUUGGUCGACCCGUCGCGAAACAUGUCCAAAUAUCGCCAACAUCUCGCCGACGUCGCCCAAGAGCCGCCGGUCGUUCCCAUCUAUCCGGUGAUCAAAAAAGAUUUGACGUUCGCGCACGACGGCAAUCCGACGUACGUCGAGAAGCUCGUCAAUUUCGAGAAGCUUCGCCUCAUCGCCAAAUCGAUUCGCAAUGUGAUGAAGUUGAGCAGCGCGCCGUAUGAGAUCGCCAGCAUGGCCGAACGGAGCGGCGGCGCCGUAAUCGACGCACUAUUGCACAUGAACACGUUCGAGGGUUCGAAUGUGGCGACGAUGAGAAAAGGGAUGAACCAUCGGCAGAGUCAGCCGCGCAAAAAAAUCUACGAGCAAUCGUUGAUGGUGCGAAAAGUCAAAGCCUAUCUGGAGGGAUUGCACGUCGUCGAUAACGAGAUGGAGCUCGACGCGAUGAGCUACGAUAUUGAGCCGCAACCGCAAUCAGCGCGCAACUCGUCGACGGCAAACGCGACGCGCCGCGUUCCAUCGCCAACCCCGUCGUCAUUGUCAUCGCAAUCGGCCGGCAAAUCGUCGACGCGCGCGAAAUUCGGAGCCGAAUCGCCGCAAGCUGUUCAAAAAAUGCUCGCGUUGGUGCAAAACAGCAAAAUCAAAGGUGCCACCAACACCGCCUCCACCAGUUCAUCGUCAUCGGGCCAAUCGGCCGCCAAUAACAAUUCGGCGGCGACACCGCGCGGACUUCAACGCAACGUGCCGCGCGUCAAAACGCGAAUCGGUCCCAACGGGACCCUCCAACGAAAUAGUGGUCCCGUCGAGCCGGUGCCAUUGAAUGAGGAGACGUCGUCGGUCACCACGUUCUACUCGACAGAAUUCGCACGACGUCAACGAUCGGGUUCCGAAGGUCGAUUCUCAUCGAACUCGACGUUUUAUUUGUCGCCGAACGACGACGACGACGUCGCGAUCUCGACGACGUCACCACAACGACGAGCACGCUCGCGUUCGCCGUCGUUGUCGUCGUCGAUGAUGUUGUGCUCGGCGACGGCGUUGGCGCCAGCCGAUUCACAUUCGACAUUGCGCGGAUAUGUUUUAGGCCAUCGCCCAAUGCCGUUCAUCACCAACGGCUCCGCCACACUGCCAUCGCCAAGAGGGCUUCCACCAAAAUCGCGUCCGCCAAUUGUGGUGUCGCGCAAGAACUCGAGCGGCGCCCGAAUGACGACGAUUCGCGAGGCGACGUUUCUCACUUCCGAUCAAGUGUCGCGCGUGUGA
Molecule: messenger RNA, 4356 nt
Organism: Caenorhabditis bovis
Lineage: Eukaryota; Metazoa; Nematoda; Chromadorea; Rhabditida; Rhabditidae
Source: the annotation of a GenBank genome assembly